Striga asiatica is the source of this 861-nucleotide messenger RNA. The record is from the annotation of a GenBank genome assembly. NCBI's taxonomy places the organism in Eukaryota, Viridiplantae, Streptophyta, Magnoliopsida, Lamiales, Orobanchaceae.
AUGAACUAUGUGCGAAUUUUGAGAAAAUCAAUAGCCGUGUCCAGAGAUAGAACAAUUCAUAUCUUUCGCCGGUCAAAAGGAUCAGAGCACUGGUUGAAAAGGAAUGAGGAUGAAAGUCCAAGGCCCUGGGGCUCUUUCGAUAGCCUGAGGGAGAAGAGAGAUGUUUCCUAUACGGAUUCUGAUAGGGGAGGAAAUGAGACGAGUCAGAGUGUUGGCAGUGGCCGACCGAAGUUGAACAUACAGCCGAUUUCAUUGCCGGUGGGUAAGGGCCAGAAAGAAGAGGUGGCCGGCAUGGUUGAGUUGAAGAGUAGCAAUCCUUUUGACCGACAGAGGAGGUACCCGGCUCUCUACGGAAGUGAUGAUAGGAUCCAGGCGUUCAUGGCCAAGCUUGGGGAUACUACAUUACUCCGUCGGGGCUCGACCCUCUGCCGUCGGCGACCUUCGCCACUCACGAGCCUGAAGGGACCGCCGCACGACCAUAGCCAUCCUCUUCAGUCGCCGAAACCGCCGUGCCGCUCCACCCAGUCGAAAGGCGAGUGGAACCCCGCAGCCCUCCGCUGCCAGCUUUGCGCGGCCGUGUCUAGUAAAACACGAGAUGCGGCCGACAGUCGUGAAGCCGUCGCUCACCCGUGGCUGUGGUCGACCAAAUUGGGUCAAUGGCAGAGCCCGAUGGCAGCCUCCGGGUCUCCAACAGCCGCCAAGUUGCUCCGCCGCUCGUAUCUCUGCGACAGACGUUGUUGGCCGUCGAGGUUGGCGGCGAGCCACCUCCCAUUCGAGAUCGAAUACACUCGGAGAAAACCCUCAGAAGCCAUGAGUGUGUGUGCGCGCGCGAGGGAGGAAAAACGAGAUUUAAUCGAGUGA